AUGGGAAAGACUUAGCAAUAAGUAAGCAAAAAGCGCAAAGACAAGCUAUUCUCUGAUAGUGAGGAUGAUAAUGAACAACCACCCAAGCUCAUUCCAAUAAAAUAGAGCUUUAAAAAACCAGAGGUUUCUGCUAUUUUGUCAAGGCCAGUUAAGCAGGCUGUUAUUGCUAGAAAAUAAGAGGAUGAUGAUGAAGAUGAUGAGAGUCAUUCUUAUGAUGAGGUUGAUAGUGAUCUUGAGAUAGCUGAAUUAGAGAACGACAAAGCAGCUAAUGGUCACGAUGACGAUGAUGAGGAUAUGGAUGACGAGAAGAAGACAUUUGAAAAGGAAAAAAUUUAGCAGUUUGCUCAGAGAGGCAUUAAUAAUGAGGACAUGAUCUUGAAAAGAAUCAGAGAGAUCAGAGCUAAUUUCUAUAAUAGACUCGAGUCAAAGAGACUCAUUAAGAAAUAAGGCAGAGUUCCCUUCACAGAGCAUAUGACUAUAACUAAUGAGCAUCCUAUGGUUGUGCCUGAAAGCUUGGCAGUUCAUGAUGACAUCAAGAGAGAAAUGGCAUUCUAUAUCAUGACCAGAGAAAAUGUCAAGAAAGGAAUGGAAUUUUUAGUGCAAGCUAAGCUUCCUAUUAGCAGACCUGAUGAUUUCUUUGCAGAGAUGCUUAAGACAGAUUAGCAUAUGGCUAAGGUGAAGAGCAGACUUCUAUAGCAACAAGUCAAGAUCUAAAAUUUUGAAGAACGCUAAUCUAGACUUGAGAACAAAAAAUUCCAUAAGGCCAUGAAAGCCUACAAACAGACUGAGAAGCAUAAGGAGAAGCGUGAUAACAUUGAUAAUAUCAAUAAGCUUAAAAAGGAGAUUAAGGAAAAGGGCGGUGAAGCAGAUGAAAAAGAAUUCAAUAAGCUAUUUAAUGGAGGUGGUUUCCAAAAAGAUGGAAAGAAGGGAUAGAAGCAGAGAGUGAUUGAUGCCAUUAAGACCAAUCAUCAUUAGAAACAAAAUAAAGACAAGCAGAUGUCCUAGUCAAGAAAUAAGAAUAAAGGCAGCAAAUAGAUCAAGAAGCCUACCAAGAGACCAGGCAAGGCAAACAGAAGCAAGCACAAGCAAAGAAACAAGAAGAUGAGAUGA
Stylonychia lemnae is the source of this 1110-nucleotide messenger RNA. The record is from the annotation of a GenBank genome assembly. NCBI's taxonomy places the organism in Eukaryota, Ciliophora, Spirotrichea, Sporadotrichida, Oxytrichidae.